Molecule: messenger RNA, 1274 nt
Organism: Homarus americanus (American lobster)
Lineage: Eukaryota; Metazoa; Arthropoda; Malacostraca; Decapoda; Nephropidae
Exons: 5
Coding region: 72-716 (214 amino acids)
Source: RefSeq, a predicted model, not a curated record
CGGCACUGUUUACCGGUGGACUAGAUUAGAUUCUUUCAAGGCUUAAGAGCCUUCGGCCGACCGUGACGAGCAUGGGUAAGUGCGUGUGGAUGUUGAGUGUGGUGGUGCUGUGGGCGGCAAACGGGGGGGACGGUCAUGGGCGGCUGCUAAAGCCUGCCUCUCGCUCAUCAGCGUGGAGGAUGGGCUUCCCUACACCAGUCAACUACAACGACAACCAUAUCGACUGUGGCGGCCUCGCAGUGCAGUGGAACCAGAACGACGGCAAGUGUGGAGUAUGUGGCGACAACUGGGCCGACCCCCAGCCCAGGGACAACGAGGCUGGUGGCGCCUUCACUAUAGGCUACAUCGUCGCCAACUACACCAGGGCACAGGAUAUGAUCAUCUACGUGGACCUCACCUCCAACAACCUGGGUUACUUUGAAUUCCGUCUGUGUGUCAACAACGACGUCACCAAGAUCAUCACACAGGAGUGUCUAGACGAGCACCUCCUCGAGCACGCUGACGGCUCCGGCACCAGACUCUACAUUCAACCAGAUGACCAGCCUUGGCACAACACCACCGUGAAGCUGCCAGAUGACGUGGUGUGCUCCCAGUGUGUUCUCCAGUGGCACUACUAUACAGGUAACAACUGGGGCGACUGCGGUAACGGCACCCAGGCACUCGGCUGUGGGCCCCAGACCACAUACCGCGCCUGUGCUGAUAUCGGCAUUUACUAGAAGCUUUCCUUGUGUCCUACAGUGAUAUCAACACACCGUAAAUUGACUUUUAUCGAUAUUAAUGUAUUAUUAUUUGUUGAUUCAUCACCAUAAAGUCAUCUAAUGAUUCUUAGUGAUAUCAGGACCCCGUAAAUGGACGUUAAUCACUUGUUACUAUCUUAAUUCUUAAUGUUAAAUGUAUGUACCAACCUAGGUUAACCUUAGUUGCUAAAGCACAGCAGCAUAUUAAAACUAAUUAAUAUACCGUCCUCUGUCAUUAUGCAUCACAUUUGAUGUCUCGCUGAAUUUCUAGAAAUUAUUAUUUUUUUGGUGUUUUGUAUCUUCAAGGUGGAGCUUUCUCGACUUUGGCUGUUAACUCAUCAUUCUUGAUUAACUUUGUUCAUUUUAUAUUGGCACCUGAUCUCUUAAAAAUACAUUAUUUUCAUGUGUUUGUAACGUGAUUCUUCAAGAUGGACACUUUCUCCAGACUUCCUUAUGAGUAUCUAUCAACCUUCCUGGUCAAAUAAAUGAAUAAAAACAACCCUGUUAUCAUAAGACCCAUUAAAGUGUAUCAUUCGU